Ornithodoros turicata is the source of this 880-nucleotide messenger RNA. RefSeq lists its product as uncharacterized. Bases 125 to 853 code for a protein of 242 amino acids. The transcript is spliced from 5 exons. The record is from RefSeq and is a predicted model, not a curated record. NCBI's taxonomy places the organism in Eukaryota, Metazoa, Arthropoda, Arachnida, Ixodida, Argasidae.
AUGUUCCUCUUCUUUCAGUCACGCUCUCACCGUUAGACUGGCUAGAUCCUGAAAUUCUGGAACUUGCUUUUUGUACGGAUGCGCUCGCUAGUGCCACAGUGCUUCAACAUACAGACGACAACAAAUGCGCGUGGAAAGCGCCAACCAACCAACCAUCGCCGCAAAACACUCAGGAAGUUUUCCUUCUUUUCCCGUUUUUCACGUCCAAUUUUUGUUUGUCAUCCAAUUUCAUUUGGGUAUACUGCAGGAUAAAUGGCAAGGACGAAGAGGCUUCACCCCUGAAGUUGCCCCGGGAAAAGAACCUGUGAUGGAAGGAACACCGCAGAAGCGCGGCGUACCCGAUUCUGAAGGAGGUGGGGAAGAGAAGUACUCAGCUCCUGUACUCAGCAGCGCGAAGAAGCUGGAGGCGAAAAUAAAAAAAUUGGAGCAACGCAAGCUGGAGAAAGACGUAAAGAAGAGGCUUUUCGCGUCGACCUACUCUCGUGAACUGUUCGACAAAAAGGUGUCUUCAGCAGUCAAUAUUCCUCUCGAAGAGACGGUGUACAAGAACCUUACUCCUCUGGAGUUUGACACCGCAGCAUUUCUCAAGGAUGUGGAGCGCAAGGCCAACCUGCGAGGACGGAUUCUCAAGCCACGGAAGAAGGACCCCGAACCUCCUCUUACACUCUUGGAAACAACGAAGACGUACCAAGAGGCACCGAGCCUUAAAAAUGUCUAUCGCCCGCCAACCUAUAGUCUCCAGGGCGCUCCUCCAGGACAUUCGCGUCAUCUCUACGACUUGUUGUCAACAAUAGCUAGGAUUCUGCAACCUUUCAAAGAAGUAUGCAACCCAAAGAACAUCCCCACGUUCUAGAAGGAAAUAAAAUCCAUAAAAAAUUCA